Molecule: messenger RNA, 2316 nt
Organism: Thyridium curvatum
Lineage: Eukaryota; Fungi; Ascomycota; Sordariomycetes; Thyridiales; Thyridiaceae
Exons: 2
Coding region: 1-2316 (771 amino acids)
Biological process (GO): nucleoside triphosphate metabolic process
Molecular function (GO): nucleoside triphosphate diphosphatase activity; ribonucleoside triphosphate phosphatase activity
Source: RefSeq, a predicted model, not a curated record
AUGGCGUCCGGGCCGCCCUUGACGAUCCCGACCUCCGAACGAAGGGAUAGCACUCUCCUCUCACCCGUCGAAUACGAUGCAGAUGCCGUAUCUAUACGCAGCGACCAAGACACAGAUAGCGAGGAUGACGAACUGCAGAUGCGGGCGCGGACGAGCGGCGAACUCAGAGCUCGCGACCGUCUAGUCUUCAUGGAGGAGGAUGAGGUCGACCGGCUGGUGACGGAUGCGCGACGUAAGCAGGAGCGAGAACGCCGAGGGUCCGGCCUACCAAUUCCCAAUCCCCUCAAAUUCUUGUCCCGACGCUCGAGCGAUGCGAGCCUGUCCCGGAGCCCUGCUCGCGCCGACGCGGCAUCCACCGAGAAUCUAGUGCCCGAGAAGCGGCAACAAAGACGGGAAAGGAGGCGGAGGAAGAAGGAAAGGCUACUAGCCGAUGCCAAAGAUGGCGAAGAUGGGGAACUGAUGUAUGAGAUGGAGCAGGGAGGGAUGAGAGAUGGAAGCUCAACCGGCGAAAGCAGCGACAGGGAAGACAGUGACGAACUCGACCGGAAAGGCCUGAAGCAAUUCGCCGACGCCAAGUCCAGGAGAAGGCGCAAUUGCUGUCGCUGGCUCAUCAUUCAUGCCCUGAUCGUCACCUCGUUCGCUUUGUUGGUGUUGGUGGCUUGGAAACUUUCACUCGCCAAGAAGGCCGAAGUCGCGCGACAGUUUGUUAGCAACGGCACCGCACUGUUUGCACCUACGACCAUCCUUAUCAGCCUCGACGGAUUCCGUGCCGACUUCCUCAAUCGUGGUCUGACGCCGAGGCUCAACGCGUUCAUCAAGGAGGGAGUCUCGCCUCUCUACAUGCUCCCGUCCUUCCCGAGCGUUACGUUUCCCAACCACUACACUCUCGCAACAGGGCUCUACCCAGAAAGCCAUGGUGUAGUGGGGAAUACCUUCUGGGACCCGGAGCUCGAGGCCGACUUUUACUACACUGACCCGGACCGCAGUCUCGACCCCAAAUGGUGGGGAGGAGAGCCGUUCUGGGUGACGGCAGAAAAGGCCGGCAUUAGGAGUGCUAUCCAUAUGUGGCCUGGAAGCGAGGCUCACAUUCUCGGGGUCGAACCCAGCUUUUUGGACAAAUACAAUGGAAAAGAGAAGUUGCCAAAGAAGGUGAAAAGAAUACUAGAGUUUUUGGAUAAACCCGGCAGAGAGGAUCCCACCGCAGACCCGGCCGAUAUGCGACCGCAGCUCAUUGCAGCCUAUGUCCCUGACGUGGACUCGGACGGUCAUAAGUAUGGACCGAACAGCACAGAGAUCCGCAGCACUAUCAAAGCUGCUGAUGAGAUGCUGGAAGAGUUAUUCGAGGGGCUGGAGCAACGGAACCUGACGCAUAUUGUCAACGUCAUUGUCGUCUCUGACCAUGGCAUGGCAACGACAGACACAUCGCGCUUGAUGCAACUUGACGACCUGGUGGACCUCGAUCGGAUCCGGCAUGUUGAUGGGUGGCCUCUUGUUGGCCUACGUCUACACAACGACUCGGAAUUGCAGGAGGUGUACGACGGAGUCAUCGAGAAAACAAAGGGCAACCCAAAUAUCGAGGUCUAUUUGCGCGAUGUCAACAUGCCCGAGCGUUACCAUUUCUCCAACAACGACCGAAUCGCUCCUCUCUGGCUUGUGCCAAAGACGGGCUGGAACCUGGUUCAGAGGCAGGAUUUUGAUAUUGAAGAGGCCAAGGCCAACGACAUCGUCUACCAUCCUCGCGGCCUGCACGGCUAUGACCAUGAACAUCCCUUGAUGAGAGCUAUCUUCGUGGCCCGGGGCCCAGCGUUCCCUCACGAGCCUGGCAGCCGCCUUGAAGCCUUUCAAAAUAUCGAGGUGUACAACAUCCUAUGCGAUUCAAUUGGGUUGGCUCCCAUCGCCAACAACGGAACCCUACGUCUACCUCUGCGGCCUAUUGGGCUUCACGAUCCUGAAGUUGUCAUGGAGGAGCCACCUGACCCGGUCUCUUCAUACACACUCGAGCCGACGCCUGUGCGCCCGACUUUGGUGUCUCAGGCUCCAGCAGCGACAACUGCCAGUCGUUCAUUGGGUGUUGACCCAGUCCACACGAGUUUGUCCACUCCGAACCCGGUACAGGUUGAUCCCGCAACACCACAGCCAGCAACACCACAGCCAACAGGGCAAGCAGCCGAUGAAGGAGACAGUAAAAACAGCGGUACCCUGCUUGAUGACGCAAAGUCAGCAGCCAAGGGAUUCUGGGAUUGGCUGACCGACAAGUUUGAUGAUAUUUGGGACAAGAUCACUGGGUCUGAUCAAGGGGAAAAGGGGAAUGGUUGA